ACGCAGAAGAAGACUGUGGAAAUCGGACCGGUCGUUGUGUCAGAAAUAUGGCGGCUUUCAGUAAAUAUCUGACUGCUAGGAACUCUUCCAUAGCGGGCAGCAUUUUGUUUGUGCUGGUCCUGCUGAAGCACAGGAAACGGACGCGCACAUCAAAUAGAGGAGGCUCAGAUUUGGUGCUGAACACAGAGAAGGAUGGCAAAAAAGACCGAGCAGCUGUGGACAAGGUGUUCUUCUUCCGAAUCCUCCGGAUUAUACGGAUCUUGGUGCCUCGUGUUUUCUGCAUGGAGACUGGUUACCUUGUUUUUAUCGCUGCCAUGUUGGUUGCCAGGACCUACUGUGAUGUAUGGAUGAUCCAGAAUGGGACCAUGAUCGAAAGUGCAAUUAUUGGUCGUUCGACUAAGGAUUUCAAGAUCUGCUUGUUGAAGUUUAUUGAAUUCAUGCCAAUUGUAAAUAGCCUGGUGAACAACUUCCUGAAGUUUGGUCUCAACGAGUUGAAGCUGAGGUUCCGCGAGAAGCUAACAAAGUGUCUCUACAACCAGUACCUGGAAGGUUUCACUUACUACAAAAUGGGAAACCUAGACAACCGGAUAGCCAAUGCAGACCAACUGCUGACACAGGAUGUGGAGAAAUUCUGCAACAGUGUGGUGGAUCUUUACUCCAAUGUCAGCAAGCCUCUGUUAGAUAUUGGCCUGUACAUCUUCAAACUGACAAGUGCCAUUGGUGCUCAGGGCCCAGCCAUCAUGAUGGUCUACCUGCUGAUCUCAGGUCUGUUCCUGACUAGACUAAGGAGGCCAGUAGGCAAGAUGACAGUCACUGAGCAGCGCUAUGAGGGAGAGUAUCGCUACGUCAACUCUCGCCUCAUCACCAACAGUGAGGAAAUUGCCUUCUACAAUGGAAACACACGGGAAAAACAGACCAUUCACAGCAUUUUCCAGAAACUGGUGAACCAUUUGCAUGAUUUCAUCUUCUUCCGUUUCUCUAUGGGUGUUGUGGACAGCAUAAUUGCUAAGUACUUGGCCACUGUGGUGGGCUACCUGGUGGUUAGUCGGCCAUUUCUGAACUUGUCCCACCCCCGGCACAUGCACAGCACACACUCUGAGCUGCUCGAGGACUACUACCAGAGUGGGAGGAUGCUCCUGAGAAUGUCCCAGGCCCUGGGGAGGAUUGUACUAGCUGGCCGAGAGAUGAGUCGCCUCUCGGGAUUCACAGCUCGUAUCACUGAGCUGAUCAAAGUGCUCAAGGAACUUAAUGCUGGCAAAUAUGAACGCACCAUGGUUUCCCAGCAGGAGAAGGAAGCAGAUGCUGCAGAGAAACUGGUUCUGGUGCCUGGAAGUGGUCAAAUUAUUAACAAAGACCACGUAAUCAAAUUUGAGAAUACUCCACUAGCAACACCAAAUGGAGACAUCUUGAUCAGAAAUCUUACAUUUGAAGUGAAGUCUGGUACCAAUGUUCUUGUGUGUGGACCAAAUGGCUGUGGGAAGAGCUCCCUGUUCAGAGUGCUAGGAGAGCUGUGGCCUCUGUUUGGUGGGCACCUAACAAAACCUGAGAGAGGGAAGCUGUUCUACGUCCCACAGAGGCCUUACAUGACUCUGGGUUCUUUGAGGGACCAAGUCAUUUAUCCUGACACCCAUGAAGAACAGAUGAGGAAAGGCAUCUCUGAUCAGGUGCUUAAGGACUACCUGGACAAUGUUCAGCUUGGUCACAUUCUGGACAGAGAGGGAAGCUGGGAUGUUGUCCAGGACUGGAUGGAUGUUCUCAGUGGAGGGGAAAAGCAGAGGAUGGCUAUGGCCAGACUGUUCUACCACAAGCCCCAGUUUGCUAUUCUGGAUGAGUGCACCAGUGCAGUGAGUGUGGAUGUCGAGGAUUACAUCUACAGCCAUUGCAGGACGGUGGGCAUCACCUUGUUCACUGUGUCUCAUAGAAAGUCCCUGUGGAAGCACCAUGAGUAUUAUCUACACAUGGAUGGGAGAGGAAACUACGAUUUCAAGCCCAUCACAGAAGAAACAGUAGAGUUUGGCUCAUAACCACCUGUUGACAUUGGCCAAAAAUGCACUACUAAUUCAGAAACCAGUCCCUUUUGUGUGUUUGUUUUUGGGGUUUUUUUUCUCCAGGGUGCACUCAUGGCAGGAGUUAUGACUAACAAUCACAGUAGUCUUGUCUAAACAAUAAUUUUUUAACUGCAAAACAACGUGUUGCCAACUUUUUUUACACUAAAAAGUGGACACGUACUGCUGUUGUCACUGUGAUCAUGCAUCAUAACAAUGAAGGGUUUAAUGAUGACCAAGAUAUCAUGUUGUUCUUGGGAGCAUUUCUCACAUGUCCCAGUGAGCGUGAUGCUACUUAGACAUAUUGAAGUGAUUGCCCUGGCUGUCUGGGAGGUUCUCAUUAAACUGUCCACAACUGACUGAAGAGAAGAUUAACUUUUGAUUUACUGAUUUUUAUGAGCUGGUUUAUCUAAGCACUUUUACUGUUUGCUUUGGAUUCACUCACUGUCUGGUAGACUCAGAAUGUUAAAUGAAUAUUUGCAUUUUUGCUUUUGUUUUUGUUUUGUUUUUUUAAAUUAGGAUGCCAGGAUGACAUCUUGCACCCCAUCUGAAGGUGAUGGCACCAGCAAGCGUUUCACAAGCACAGGUUGCUAAAUUUUAAAAUGUAGCCACAGGUUAUGAUACCUCACACAAACUACCUAUCGGGGCAUUUGUGGGGGGAAGAACAUAUUAUGAUGUAACAUGGCAUAUAUAGUGUAUACAUGCUUGCUUGCUGCACCUUGUCAUUUCUGGCCCCCCCCCUUUCCCUCCUCCUUUAAGUCACAUGGUAAAACCCCCUUGUAUGUUUCAUGAAAUUAAAGCAUGUGUGUCUGUAGCUGCAGGAAAAAGCUAUUGAGGAAUCUCUAAGCAAAGGGCUUAUGGUUUUUCAAGGCAUCCUAAUUCAUGACAAUUUAAAGUUAACAGUGCUGUCACAGGCAGUUAACGUGUAGUUUUAAAUUUCAUAACUAAUUUCCAUUAAUGACAAUUUUAGAUUGCAUAGGUGGUGGGAUUGAAAAGGUGCAGUAUUUGUCUUGUCUUGUUUUUUUGGGUUUUUUUUUUUUUUUUGCUCUUCUCCUCACCCCCCCUCUCAUUGGUACAUAAAUAUGCAGAUGUAAUGGUGAAUGACAGCCUCUUCCUUAGAUCACAUGGGUUACACAGACUAAAUCCCUCUCCAGCCCUCAAUGCCAUUUUUUCAUUACCUGUGUCAAUAAUGUACUUUAUACUAAUGUUUUAAAAAUGUAAAGAGGAGCCUUAACUGUAUUGGUUAGUUUUCUAUAAUUGUUAUGAUCUUGCUUUGCAUUAAUGAAAUAAAAAGUUGUAGAGACUAUA
This is a messenger RNA of Archocentrus centrarchus (flier cichlid), 3353 nucleotides long. RefSeq names its product ATP-binding cassette, sub-family D (ALD), member 3a (gene abcd3a). The record is from RefSeq and is a predicted model, not a curated record. The coding region runs from base 48 to 2024 and encodes 658 amino acids. The transcript has 23 exons. Gene Ontology annotation, molecular function: ABC-type transporter activity; ATP binding; long-chain fatty acid transmembrane transporter activity. Gene Ontology annotation, biological process: fatty acid beta-oxidation; long-chain fatty acid import into peroxisome; peroxisome organization. Gene Ontology annotation, cellular component: peroxisome; peroxisomal membrane. Lineage: Eukaryota; Metazoa; Chordata; Actinopteri; Cichliformes; Cichlidae.